AUGAACACGGUUAAAAAUUCAUUUUUUUCAAAAGGUUCACCAAAAGAACAAGAUUUCGAAUUUUUGAAACACCCACACACGAGGCAGGAAUCGCAAAAUCUUUCAAAAAUCGCUUAUAAACUUAAGAACCUUGAUCCUUCCAACCUUUCACAUAAGCGUUCUGAUACACCGAUAUCUGGUUACUCAUCGUCUGAUGAUGAGUAUGGCGCUUCCGCUACCCAACCUCUUAUAUACAAUGAUGCUGUUUCAAUACAACUUCAUCAGCCAAGAAGUGAUAUGGCAACUGGUGAUAAUCUUGCUGGAAUGUCUCGAUUUCAUGAUCAUACAUAUUAUCCAAGCUUCCGUCGCUUUAUCUUGGAUAAUAAUGACCUAUCCGAAGAAGAAACUCAUCCUACUAAUAAAGUUAUUGUUAACGAUUUGACCAAAGAUCCACCAGAACAAAUUGAAACUGUUCGACGUUGCUUGAUAACUCCACCUUCUUUAGUAGGAAAAAGAAUAAGGUAUUCUGUAAUAGAAUAUGAACCCCUGUUAGAUUCUUGUAACAUGUCUAGUGAUGAUUGGAUACGUAUUGCUACCGAUAUCGAACUAAAUUACGAGUCAUACGAUGCCUUUAUAAUAUUGCAUGGAACGGAUACAAUGUCGUAUACUGCAAGUGCUCUCAGUUUUCUAUUAGAGGAUUUAGGGUAUGAAGAACCGCAAUUUUCACUGUCACUUGUAGAAAAGAAAAAUCCAAUAGUGACUCAAAACGUUCCAUUGUCUGAAGUUCGCAAUGAUGCCAUCGAAAACCUUCUGGGUGCACUUACAAUUGCUGGCCAUUAUGUCAUACCGGAAGUUAGCUUGUUUUUCAACAAUAAACUUUACCGUGGAAAUAGGUCAGUGAAGAUGAAUGCGGUUGAAUUCAAUGCAUUUGAUUCACCAAAUUUAGCUCCGUUGGCCACGGUUGGGAUAAAUAUAGAUGUAAAUUGGGCCGAGAUCGUGAAGCCAUCUUCGAUUGCAAAGUUUAAGGCACAUAAAGCUCUAAAUCGAAAUGUGAGUAGUUUACGAUUGUUUCCCGGUAUAACAGAGUCAACCGUGAAAGCAUUAUUAGCAGAGCCGAUAGAAGGAGUAAUUUUAGAGACAUAUGGAGCUGGAAACGCGCCUGAUACUCGGAAUGAUAUAAUGAGAGCCUUGGCGUCUGCUAGUGAUAGGGGUGUUGUUAUUGUAAAUUGCACACAAUGUAAAAAGGGAGUUGUAACCGAUCUAUAUGCUACCGGUAAAGCCCUUCGUAGGGUUGGUGUUGUUUCAGGGAAUGAUAUGACCCCAGAGUGCGCGCUGGUUAAACUGGCGUAUUUACUUGGUGAAUUUGAAUCCGGAAAACGUUACCCACCUAAAGUGGUACGUGAAUUAAUGACCAAAAAUCUCCGUGGAGAACUUACAGUUGUAGCUCCAAAGCCUAGAUUUACCUUUCAUAAUCGUACCCAUAAAAUUAUACAAAAUAUGAUCUUCGCUGCUGCCGAUGCAAACCAAGCGGCCGCAACAGAUACUUCACUGAUGAUGAAUGUGCAAGAAAAGGUUUUAAUGGAAAAGUCUUUAUAUCCGAUUUUGUUGUGUUCUGCUGCUGGAACAGACGAUCUGGACGGAAUGUUGUUGUUAUCGGAGAAUUAUGAAGGGAUGAUGCUAAUGUUGAAUUGUAUGGAUUAUGAUGGAAGAACUCCAUUGCACAUUGCAUGUACGGGAGGGCAUCAUCGAAUAGUGAAGUUCUUAUUGCAAAAUGGAGCAUCUGUUCACAUGAGGGAUAGAUUUGGACAUACGCCUCUGUAUGAGGCUGCACGUAAUAAACAUAAGCACGUAAUUAACACAUUACGUGAAGCAGGAGCUCAUUUCAAUGAUGCAGAGAUUGACGAUGUAGUAUUUCAAGCAUUAUCUGCUGCUGCGAAAGGCGAUGUCGAAUUGCUUAAACAUUUUGUUGAUGCCGGGAUAGAUAUAAAUCGUACCGGAUUUGAUCAUCGUACGGCCCUACAUCAUGCAGUAGCCGAAGGUUGUCUAAAUACUGUUCAAUAUCUUUUGUCCUUACCUGAUAUAAAUACAGAGACUAAAGAUAGAUGGGGAAGAAAACCAAUUGAUGAUGCUGAAAUGAAUCUUGGUAGAAUGUGGGGAAGGGAUAAUGAAACAGAAAAACAACUAAGAGAAAUCGUUAGAUCGCUGAGGGAAAAAACCGAUUAUGUGGUAGAUGAAUCUAUCGUGAGAAGAAAUACAUCAUCACAACAUGAAGAUCUUGGACCACAUCACUUAAACGGGGUGAAUGGAGUUGUGAUUGUAGUUAACGGCGAUACGGUAAACGUGUAA
Messenger RNA from Funneliformis mosseae, 2325 nucleotides. The record is from the annotation of a GenBank genome assembly. Lineage: Eukaryota; Fungi; Glomeromycota; Glomeromycetes; Glomerales; Glomeraceae.